This is a messenger RNA of Panicum virgatum (switchgrass), 614 nucleotides long. RefSeq lists its product as uncharacterized. The transcript has 2 exons. NCBI's taxonomy places the organism in Eukaryota, Viridiplantae, Streptophyta, Magnoliopsida, Poales, Poaceae. The coding region runs from base 264 to 614 and encodes 116 amino acids. The record is from RefSeq and is a predicted model, not a curated record.
UCGUGGGCACCGACAACGACCGGGAUAAACUAUGGGCGAGCGUGUACUCAUCUGAGACGGGGGCAUGGAGCACGCCGACUUCUAUUCACAUUGGCUGUGCCAGCUACUUCGAUGCUUGGCGAGGCGCCAUUGUAGGAGAUGAAAUCUACUUCACGCUUUCACGGAGUACCGUGAUUGUCAAGUAUGAUUGGAGCAAGAAUUGCUUGUCUGUGAUUGACCCACCACCACUAGUUCCAAAAGUGUACCGCUAUUCAGUAGCCCUCAUGGAGAUGGAGGACAGUUCAUUGGGGCUCGCUGCCAUUGACGAUUCCAGCCUUCAUAUCUGGUCGAGGAAGGUGAAUACAGAGGGAGCUGCCGAGUGGGUGCAAUGCAGGGUCUUCGACCUGGAGAAGAUCAUGCCCAUGUCCAAGCCCUGUGACGGUGAUGGAGCAUAUGUGGUUGGCUUUGCAGAGGGUGUGGAUGUCAUCUUCGUGAACACAGAUGUUGGCUUAUUCACGAUGGAGCUCAAAUCUGGACGUGUGAGGAAGGUUGACGAACCUGGGGUCUACUAUUCCGUCUUACCGUACAUGAACUUCUACACUCCUGAUCGUGGUACAUUUGUUGGAAAUUUGUGA